This is a messenger RNA of Aaosphaeria arxii CBS 175.79, 954 nucleotides long. RefSeq lists its product as uncharacterized. The record is from RefSeq and is a predicted model, not a curated record. Bases 1 to 954 code for a protein of 317 amino acids. NCBI's taxonomy places the organism in Eukaryota, Fungi, Ascomycota, Dothideomycetes, Pleosporales. The transcript has 2 exons.
AUGGAGCCCCAGAAACAACCCAACCAAACAUCGAAAGAAUCCUCUCCCCGCCCGGAAACUAACUCGCCUUUCCCAUACAACGAGGAGUUCAUCAUCCAAGAGUCAUCGUUCUUCCAGAAACCCAAUGCCCCAAAAUCUCUACCAUCUCCAGCUGAAGUUAGAGAAGUCGCAAGCCGAUCAACGGAACCCAGUGCGCCUCUCAUGACUCGACCACCGCCAGUACGAUUUUCUGGUUUGGCUUUGCUGGUCAAGUAUGGAACGGAGAUCACGAUUGCUGAAGCACAAUGCCUCUUGUUUAUACGAAGAAAACUUCCGGAAACAGUUCCUGUUCCCGAGGUAUUUGGGUGGCGUAAAGAUGGCGAUCAAGUGUUCAUUUAUAUGGAAUUGGUGGAUGGUGUUACCUUGGAGAAUAGCUGGGAGACACUCGUUGAAGAUGAUAGACUGGCCAUAUGUCACCACUUGCGACAUAUGAUAGAUUCGUGGCGGAGCCUUGAGAAUAAUAUUACGCCUCAAUUUAUCGGACAUGUUGGCAAGCAACCGCUAUUAGACAUAGUUUUCACAGACACUUCCUCUCCGGCUGCUGGUCCAUUCUCUAGUGUCUCCGAAUUCCAUGACUGGUUUACAUCAACAUUCGGCCCAUAUCGACACGUGCCUGUCGAGGAUAUACCAACACAUCCGUACCGCUCUUUUCUCCCAGACGACGUUCCGAUCGUGUUCACACACGCAGACCUACAUCCUAGAAAUAUAAUCGUAUCCUCUGGACCCAGUCCUCGUGUUGUUGCUAUCGUUGACUGGCAUCAAGCUGGAUGGUACCCUUCGUCCUGGGAGUAUUGUAAGGCUCGGUGGACGGCGUUGAGUGGUGGAGAAUGGGAGACGAAAUACCUUCCCCUCUUCCUAGACAGUCACGAUUGUUAUAACUAUUGGGACUAUUUUGUUCUAGCUCGUGGGGCCUGA